AUGCAACCCAGAGAUUCUGGUGACUGCAGUUCGGGGCCCGGAGGAGCGCCACACUCUGUUGCCGCGACAGCAACAACAAGAAAAACAAUUUGGCCCAAAUAUUUGCGUUGGUUGCAUCACUCGCAGACUUCUGGUCGGCCGGACUUGGACUGUGCCAAAGUGGGGACCGUACGCCAGAGGGACCCUCCCCUCGGCCAGUCCCGACUCCUCUUACCCAUUCGCUCUUUUGUCGUCAUCGGUCAUGACCCCCGGCACCGGGCACUUUGUCACUGGGUCCCACUACGCCGACGGAAGAAGAGCUGGACGAGGGAAGACUGGAUUGGAGCUCGGACAAGACGCUCGGAGGUGCGCCGCGAUCAGGAGGAAAGCCCAGUCAACUGGGCAGAUUAG
Molecule: messenger RNA, 390 nt
Organism: Protopolystoma xenopodis
Lineage: Eukaryota; Metazoa; Platyhelminthes; Monogenea; Polystomatidea; Polystomatidae
Source: the annotation of a GenBank genome assembly